GGCAGGAUGAUGCGCAUCGCUAGCGCUCUGGGGCUUUUGAUGUUCAGUUCGGCGCUGCUCAUCCUGUCCCUCAUCUGCUACGUGUCCAUCAAGAAGGACUUCCUCCUCGGAACCACCAGAUAUGGACCAAACGGGGGACCCAGGAUGUUCCACACGGGAUAUCGUGAAAGGCCUCGCAAACCUGACCUUAGCUCCCAGUUGGCACUGAAGUAUCUGGAUCCAUUUUUUACAACACGGACCAAUGCUCCUAUUGAGGAUCUGAAGAAUUCAUCUAAAUGGAGGUACAACAGCACAGCUUUUAUCCAACAGAGGAAGGAAAUCUCUCAAUACAUCAAUAUUUCCCACAACUUCACAUUAACGCGUAGCAUAGUCCACAUUGGCCAGCUAAUGCAUUUUGACUACUCCAGUCACAAGUACGUCUACUCCAUCGGCGAAAACUUCCACUCCCUUCUCCCCGAGGUCUCGCCUAUUCUUAACAAGCACUACAAUGUCUGUGCAAUUGUUGGCAACAGUGGAAUCCUCACUGGGUCACGUUGUGGUGAUCAGAUUGAAAAGUUUGACUUUGUCUUCCGCUGCAACUUUGCACCGACCGAGGUUUUUAAAAGAGAUGUUGGGCGGCGGACCAACAUGACGACCUUCAACCCUAGCAUUUUAGAGAAAUACUACAACAACCUAUUGACGGUGCAGGACAGAAAUAACUUCUUCUUAAGCUUGAAGAAGAUGGAUGGUGCAAUUCUGUGGAUCCCAGCUUUCUUCUUCCACACAUCAGCCACAGUGACCAGGACACUGGUGGACUUUUUUGUGGAACAUCGCGAAAGGCUGAAGGUCCAGCUGGCCUGGCCAGGAAAUAUCAUUCAGCACAUAAACAACUACUGGAAAACCAAACAACUGUCGCCAAAACGUCUGAGCACUGGCAUCCUGAUGUACACUUUGGCAUCUUCUAUGUGUGACCAAAUCCACUUGUACGGAUUCUGGCCAUUCGGCUGGGACCCAAACACGGGGAAGGAGCUGCCUUAUCACUACUACGACAGGAAAGGCACCAAGUUCAGCACCCAUUGGCAGGCGAUCCAUCAAUUGCCGGCCGAGUUCAAACUACUCUACAAGAUGCACACAGAGGGACUGCUGAAGCUCAGCAUCUCUCACUGUGCUUAG
Molecule: messenger RNA, 1152 nt
Organism: Nerophis lumbriciformis (worm pipefish)
Lineage: Eukaryota; Metazoa; Chordata; Actinopteri; Syngnathiformes; Syngnathidae
Source: RefSeq, a predicted model, not a curated record